This is a messenger RNA of Entrophospora sp. SA101, 845 nucleotides long. The record is from the annotation of a GenBank genome assembly. NCBI's taxonomy places the organism in Eukaryota, Fungi, Glomeromycota, Glomeromycetes, Entrophosporales, Entrophosporaceae.
GUAAUAAUAGUAGGACCAGAAGAUGUAGGCAAAACUUCUUUAAGUAAAAUUUUGCUUAGUUAUGCUUUUCGUCUUGGAAGACAACCUAUAUAUGUAGAUUUGGAUGGCUCCAUUACAAUGCCUGGCACCCUGUCUGCUACUCCGAUAACUCAUCUCUUAGAUGUUGAAGAAGGUUUUGGUUCAUCAUCAACGACUGCUCCAACUAUAGGCUCAUCGAUGAUUCCAAUUGUUUAUUACUAUGGAUAUCCUGAUCCCGGUGAAAAUGUAAAACUCUAUAAAGUAUUAACAUCCAAAUUAGCCAAUUCUAUUAAAAAACGCCUUGAAAAAGAUGAAUAUGCUAGAAUUUCUGGUUUGGUUAUCGAUACUAAUGGUCUUAUAGAUAAUACUGGUUACGAUAUUAUUCAACAUUGUGUAGAUGCGUUUGAUGUGAAUAUAAUUAUCGUGCUUGGUCAUGAACGAUUAUAUAGUGAUAUGGCAAGAUUAUAUAGUGAUCAUUCCAAGAUACAUGUUUUAAAGCUUGCAAAAUCAGGAGGUGUUGUUUAUCAAGAUAAAGGAUUUCGUCGUCAAGUACAAAUGCGUAAAAUUCGUGAAUACUUUUAUGGAUUACCUAAAGUUGAAUUAUCACCUUGUUCAACCUUAAUUAAUUUAAAUGAUGUCACAAUAUUUCGUGUUGGAGUUGGUUCACUUGCUCCACCUUCUGCCCUUCCGAUCGGAUUUGAUAGAAGAGUUAGUGAAACUCAAUUAGUAAAGGUCGAACCGGACGAUACUUUACGACAUUCAAUUCUGGCCAUUACUGCAUCCAAUUCUUCUGAUGAAAUUGAAAUUCUUGAAUCAAGCAUCAUUGG